UAAGGAAGUCAUCGAUCUACUUGAAAAUUAGCCACUCUGAAACCAAAGAACGGUAAACGAGAGGUAACUUUACUACAGCGUGGUAACAGUUAAAUAACUACAUAAGACGGAAACCACCAACGUUCCCGUUUAUACGUGAUCUCAUAUACGUUUGCUCCAAAGGUAUAUGUCAGUUAGCAAUGAUAAAGCUCCAUCCACCUGACCAUAGCUGGGCUCAGACAUGACGAGAGGAUGACUGAGGAUGGAGAGGACAGCCCCCUCCACCAGUCCUGUGAAGCUCCUGGCAGAGGAGUUUCGGUUGUCAGUGACAACACGCCACCCAAGACCUCCUUAGAAGAUGCUAAAGUCUGCAAGGAAAACAUUGCCCUUAAACUCACUGCUAGAAAUGCAGAUGGAGAUAUCAGCCCAUACCAGCCUCGGCCACCGUCACUACCCAGGCUGUCGAAGUCCAGCAAAAGUGGCUCAGUGGAGGAGACUGUGAGAACCCGGAGGCUGAGGAACAGCCAGGAGAGUCUGAGUGAUCUGGCUGAGACUGGCUCCUCCACAGACUCGCUUAAAGAGGACCAAACAGUUCCAGCUCCAGGUGGCCUUGUUCUCAGCAGUGCUGCCACCAUCAGGAACGACCAGGAUUCCAAUGUGAGACCCCUCUCUGCCGUUACUAGAGGAUCCCCAGUCUUCCGGGACAGAGGCAGUAGUCUGUCUGAGUAUGAAAGGAGGCCCCCCAGCCAGCAGAGCGACCCCGCAGACCACUGGGCGAGGUCCACUAAGGUGCGUUUGUCUCCGGUGCAACCCACCGGGCCCCUGCCUGCUCUGGAGAAGAGCUUUGCGUCAGCCACUUUAAGGGCGGCUAAUAGGAUUGACAGGGAUUGUUUGGAUUAUGCUGUGCUGGCCAGAGAGAAGCUCGGGGAGAGACUCCACAGGAACCUGAGCGACAGCCGGCUUCUAGAGAACAUGGGCUCGGAUAGUGCCUCUGUCAACUCCAUGAGGUCCACCUACAGCGUGCUUAGCCCUAUCAGACCCCAGGAUGUGAGGAACAGGAGCUUUCUGGAGGGCAGCGUGCUGGGAAGCGGUGCCCUGCUUGGGGCUGAGGAGCUGGACCGCUACUUCCCUGACAGGAGAGUGGGCAUCUUCAUAGCCACGUGGAACAUGCAGGGAGAGAAGGGCCUUCCAGCCAACUUAGAUGAUCUCCUCCUUCCAACAGACUCUGAAUUUGCACAAGACUUUUAUAUUGUUGGGGUCCAGGAGGGCUGUCCUGACAGGAGGGAGUGGGAGACCCGUCUUCAGGAGACUCUGGGACCUUACUAUGUCAUGCUGUAUGCAGCAUCACAUGGUGUUUUGUAUCUCACCGUAUUUGUCAGACGAGACCUCAUCUGGUUCUGCUCAGAAGUGGAGCAUGCCACAGUCACAACCAGGAUCAUCUCUCAGAUCAAGACCAAAGGGGCUGUGGGAAUUGCCUUUACCUUUUUUGGCACUUCCUUCCUCUUCAUCACAUCCCAUUUUACCUCUGGAGAUAGCAAAGUUUAUGAGAGAAUACUGGAUUACAACAAGAUCAUCGAGGCUCUAGCCCUUCCAAAAGGCCUUCCAGACACCAACCCUUACCGCUCCACACCAUCUGACGUCACUACGAGAUUCGACCAGGUCUUCUGGUUUGGAGAUUUUAACUUUCGGCUGAGUAAAGACCGAGUUGACGUGGAGACCAUCAUGAACCGCACAGUCAGCGGCGAUAUGGGCCCCCUGUUGGAGCACGACCAGCUCUCCAAGGAAAUGAAUGAUGGUUCAAUCUUUAAAGGCUUCCAAGAGGCACCGAUAAACUUUCUCCCCACAUAUAAGUUUGACAUUGGUUGUGAUAUCUACGACACUACUUCUAAACAGAGAACCCCUUCAUACACAGACAGGAUCCUGUUCAGGAACAGGCAGGCUGAUGACAUAAAAGUGGGCAAGUACACCAGCUGCUCCAGCAUCAAGACCUCAGACCAUCGGCCCGUCAUUGGAGUCUUCCAGGUCAAACUCAGGCCAGGCAGAGACAACAUUCCCCUGGGAGCGGGACAGUUUGACCGAGGCUUGUACUUAGAGGGCAUCAGGAGGAGGAUCACCAGAGAGCUGAAGAGGAGGGAGGCCAUGAAGAACCAAAGUAGCAGCACCAUCUGCGCCAUCUCCUAAACCCUUGGAAAAAACCAUCCGGACCGGAGUGGACUGGAUCAAAAUGUGCCAGAAACUGGAAUGUAGAACCAGGCGGACCAAAAGGAAACCAGAGCUGUCUUAACCACACGGAGCCCAGUGCUGGUCGUGGUAACUGAGCAGAGUGUGCCCUCUGUUGGGCAUUAAUGGGAACUGUGUGUGUGUGUGUGCUUGUGUGUGCCCUGGUUGAAGUGGCUGGCUGUACUUGAGGGCAGGGACCUUGAGGUCAGACAGACACAGCAGCAGUCUGGCUGGCCUUUAUUUAUUCAGCCCCCUCUACUCAAGCAUAACUGAGACAGAA
Messenger RNA from Chelmon rostratus (copperband butterflyfish), 2479 nucleotides. It is a transcript of the gene inpp5e, whose product is annotated as inositol polyphosphate-5-phosphatase E. NCBI's taxonomy places the organism in Eukaryota, Metazoa, Chordata, Actinopteri, Chaetodontiformes, Chaetodontidae. Bases 232 to 2160 code for a protein of 642 amino acids. Gene Ontology annotation, biological process: phosphatidylinositol dephosphorylation. The transcript has 11 exons. The record is from RefSeq and is a predicted model, not a curated record. Gene Ontology annotation, molecular function: inositol-polyphosphate 5-phosphatase activity.